CCAACCAUCUUCUUCUCCUAGUUUCUUCAUCUUCACAAUCUUAACUCUUGUACAUAUAUCUUAAGAGCUUCCGUGGACAAAAAAAAUUAUAUAUGUAAAAAAAUGCUGGGAAAAAGAAUAGCUUCUUUCAAGAAUCUAGCCAAGAAAGUGAAGAGCAUUAACACGAGAGAAGGCGGCUCCGAGUCAACUCAGAGCAUGUCUCUUCUGAUGGGUGAGGCGGAGGACACGUCUCCGGCGGCAACAAAGACGCCUACGGGAACGUUUGCGGUGUACGUAGGGGAAGAGCGCGUGAGGCGGGUAGUGCCGACGAGCUAUUUGAAGCAUCCUCUCUUCAGGAUGCUCCUCGACAAGUCACAUGACGAGUUACACUGUCUCCAGCAGAAGGUUAUGUUGGUUAUCCCUUGUAGCCUCUCUGUCUUUCAAGAUGUCGUUAACGCCAUCGAGUCUUGUCACGGCAACUUCGAUUUCGGAGAUUUUGUGGAGGAGUUUCUUUGAUUUUAAUUAAUCCAAAGAACAUUUCCAAGACGUCGUUAACGUUCUUGUUGAUCAUUUUGUUUUCGUUUUGAUAUAAAAAAUAGAUUAUUGCUUAGGUCUUUUUAGGAAAAUAUAUAAUCGUUUAUAGGACUGAUAGUGAAAUUUGUGAUUGUAUACAUUAAUCCAACACCCCUUUCGUUGCGUGGUGUGGAUUUAUUUUUUAUCGUGGAUAUAAUUGUAUUUAUAUAUCAA
Brassica napus (rape) is the source of this 726-nucleotide messenger RNA. RefSeq names its product auxin-induced protein 15A-like. NCBI's taxonomy places the organism in Eukaryota, Viridiplantae, Streptophyta, Magnoliopsida, Brassicales, Brassicaceae. The transcript has a single exon. Gene Ontology annotation, biological process: response to auxin. The record is from RefSeq and is a predicted model, not a curated record. The coding region runs from base 103 to 495 and encodes 130 amino acids.